AUGAUUACGGUGACGGGGAAUCCAAAAAAGCUAGGUUUCUUCAUCGCCACCCUGAACAAAGUUAAAGCUACGUCCACUGCUCAUUCUUCACUACCUUAUUUCAGAAACCCUUCAUCGAUUUUUGAAUCAGGUAACGAAAUCUGUUACCCCAAAACGAUUUCAGCUCACUUUUAUUCAACUUCUUCUUCCAAUUCUCAAACACAGGAUAAUCAUACCCUACCUAUGAUUGACAAGAUUUCUAAUCUUGAUGAUGCCCUUAAACUGUUCGACGAAAUGACACAGAGGCAACCUCUGCCAUCAGUUGUUAAAUUCAACCAGUUGCUGCAAGCUGUUAUCAAAAUGAAACACUAUUCUUGUGCGAUUGAUAUUUUUAAACAAAUGAAUGCCAUUCAUAUUCCUGUGAGUGUAUACACUGUUAGCAUUAUAAUCAAAUGUUGUUGCUUAAUGUAUCGCACCAGGGAAGGGUUUGCAGUCCUAGGUUAUGGUUUCAAACAUGAUAUUCCACCCAAUGUCUACACUUUCAGUAUACUCUUAAAUGGACUUAUUCUAGAAGAUAAAGUCCUCAAGGCAGAAAUAUUAUUCAAGAAGCUGAUCAAAGAGGAACUUUGUGAACCUAAUGCGAUUAUGUACAGCACAAUGAUUAAGGGGCUUUGCAAAUGUGGAAAUAACAAUACAGCAAUUGCUUUGCUUAGACUAAUGGAUAAAAAAGGUUGUAAACCUGAUGUAGUCACAUAUAACACCAUCAUUGAUAGUCUUUGCAAGGAUAAUAUGGUAGAUGAUGCAUUAAAGCUCUACAAAGAAAUGAUCUUCAACAAACGCAUCCAACCUCAUGUUGUCACUUACAGCUCUUUGAUUCAUGGUCUUUGUAACUUAUGCCGUUGGGACGAGGUCUCUAAAAUUCUCAAAGAAAUGGAGCAAAACAAUAUUUCUCCAGAUGUUCAAAUAUUUAGCAUAUUAGUCGAUGCACUUUGCAAGGAAGGUAAAGUGGAAGAAGCAAAAGGUGUUAUCAACUUAAUGAUUCAGAGAGGAAAGGAUCCUAAUGUAGUGACAUAUAAUUCACUUAUUGAUGGAUAUUGUUUGCGAGGUGAAAUGAGGAAAGCAAAUGAAGUUUUUGAUUUGAUGGGGGUUCGAGGUUUGGUUCCUAAUAUUGUUACUUAUAAUAGUUUAGUGAAUGGGUAUUGUAAGAAAUUGAAGAUAGAAGAGGCCAUGCAUUUGUUUCAUGAAAUAACUAAAAAAGGUAUGAAACCCGAUGUGAUCACUUACAACACCAUGAUACAGGGAUUGUUUCAAGUUGGACGUUGUGAAGAUGCAGAUGAACUGUUUCAUGAGAUGCGAGCACACAACGUGAUUCCAGAUGAAAUCACUUACGGAAUAGUUUUGGAUGGUCUAUGCAACAACAAUCAAGUGGAUGAAGCACUCUCUUUGUUCCAUUUGAAGGGUGACAACAAGCUAAAUUUAAAUAUAAAGGUGUACAAUAUACUCAUAGAUGGUGCAAGUAAAAGUGGAAAAUUUGAUAUUGCAAGGAUUCUUUUCGAUGACAUAAGUGUUAAAGGUUUGCAACCUAAUGUCAUGACAUAUACUAUGAUGAUUGGUGGUUUUUGUCGCGAAGGUCUUGUGAGGGAAGCAAAAGAAUUGUUUCUUGAAAUGGAAGAGAGAGGUUGCCCACCAAAUAAUGUGACUUACAACAUUCUUCUUCAGGGAAUUUUAAAAAACCAACAACAUGAUAUGGUAGAGAUGCUUUUACAAGAAAUGGAAGGAAGACAAUUUUCACCUGAUGCUUCAACUUUAUCACUGUUACUUGGUCAAAUCGCAACUAGAUCGUUAGAUGCUUCUUUGAUUAAGUUGAUUGGAAAGAUUAUGCCAAAGGAAGAAGUGGAUUGUCCUUCUUUUACAAUGUAG
Messenger RNA from Lactuca saligna, 1899 nucleotides. The record is from the annotation of a GenBank genome assembly. NCBI's taxonomy places the organism in Eukaryota, Viridiplantae, Streptophyta, Magnoliopsida, Asterales, Asteraceae.